UCGGUCAAGUGACGCUGUGUGCAGUCUCGCCCUUAUACACGCGUCCACUAAAAGCACGGAUAAACCGCUGGCGCUCUGCAACUGAGAGUUAGAGAUAAAAAAUAAUAAUAAUAAUUAAAAAAAAACGGUCACUGAAUAUCAGAAACCUCGGGAAGCUCUUUAGGAGAAUGUGGGAUCGUCGGCUUUUCCUGUUAUUGAUGGUCGCGAGCUCGGCUCUUGCGGUGGAGAUGCCAUCAGAAGAAGGACCAGGCUUACUGGCCGAGCCACAAGUAGCCAUGUUUUGCGAGAAGCUCAAUAUGCACAUGAACAUCCAGAGUGGCAAGUGGGAGCCGGAUCCUUCAGGCACCAAGAGCUGCGUGAACACCAAAGAAGGCAUCCUUCAAUAUUGCCAAGAGGUCUACCCAGAUCUGCAGAUCACGAACGUGGUGGAAGCCAAUCAGCCGGUCAGCAUCCAGAACUGGUGCAAGAAGGGUCGGAAGCAGUGUCGCAGUCAUGUGCACGUCGUAGUGCCUUAUCGCUGCCUCGUGGGUGAAUUUGUGAGUGACGCUUUGUUGGUUCCUGAUAAGUGCAAGUUCCUGCACCAGGAGCGGAUGGACAUGUGUGAGAGUCACCUGCACUGGCACACUGUGGCCAAAGAGUCCUGCAGCGAUCAUACCAUGAACCUGCACGAUUAUGGGAUGUUGUUGCCAUGUGCCAUCGACCGUUUCCGUGGCGUGGAGUUUGUGUGCUGCCCAGUGGAGACUGAGCAGGAGAAGGAUGACGCAGAGGCAGAGGAGGACGAUUCAGAUGUCUGGUGGGGAGGAGCCGAGACAGACUAUUCUGAUAACAGCAUGACUCGGGAGGCGGAGCCAGCAGAGCAGGUCGAGGCGGAGCCUGCAGAGGGUGAGGAUGAUGACCUCAUUGAAGACGAAGAGGAGGCUCUAGAUAAUGACCAGGAUGGUGAUGGAGAAGAGGAAGAGGAGGAGGACGACGACGAUGACGAGAUGAUUGACGAACGCAAUGACAACGAGCAGACCACUAAUGUCGCCAUGACUACCACUACAACCACCACGACCGAGUCCGUCGAAGAAGUGGUCCGAGGUAAGAAACGCAAAGUGUGUUGGGCGAACGCAGAGACUGGUCCGUGCAGGGCCAUGUUGCCCCGCUGGUAUUUUGUGAAGGAAGAAGGUCGAUGCGCUCCCUUCAUCUAUGGGGGCUGCGGAGGCAACCGUAAUAACUUUGAGUCGGAGGAAUACUGCCUAUCUGUCUGCGGUGGUGUGUUGCCCACCACGUCUCCAAGCUCGCCAGACGCAGUGGACCGCUACCUGGAGACGCCAGCCGACGAGAAUGAGCACGCACACUUUCAGAAGGCCAAGGAGAGCCUGGAAGCCAAACAUCGUGAGAGAAUGUCUCAGGUGAUGAGAGAGUGGGAGGAGGCUGAGCGUCAGUCUAAGAGUCUGCCACGUGCUGAUAAGAAGGCAGUCGUCCAGCACUUCCAGGAGAAGGUGGAGGCUUUGGAGAUGGAAGCAGCUAGUGAGAGGCAACAGCUAGUGGAAACUCAUAUGGCUCGUGUGGAGGCCCUUCUCAAUGACCGUCGACGCCUUGCACUUGAGAGUUUUCUGAGUGCCCUGCAGGCAGACCAGCCACGGCCACGUCAUGUGUUCAGUCUAUUGAAGAAGUAUGUGCGUGCCGAGCAGAAGGACAGGCAGCACACCCUGAAACACUUUGAGCAUGUGCGCGUUGUGGACCCCAAGAAGGCCGCUCAGAUUCGCCCUCAGGUGUUGACCCACUUGCGUGUGAUUGAGGAGAGGAUGAACCAGUCUCUGGCACUUCUGUACAAAGUUCCAGGCGUGUUGGAGGACAUCCAGGACCAAGUUGAACUUUUACAGCAUGAGCAGCAGGAGAUGUCAGCACAGUUAGCAUCGCUGCAGAGCGACGUGAGAGUGAGCUAUGGCAAUGAUGCACUGAUGCCCGACAGCACCGCCCCGCUCGACCUACUGCCGUCUGAAGACUCGGAGCACCUGGGCUUCAUUCACCCUGAACGCUUUAACCAGCCCAACACUCAAAACCAUGUGGAGCCUGUAGAUGUUCGUCCCUUCCCUGACAGGGGGCUUCCCACUUACCCAGUAUCUGGUCUGAAGCCUGAGGAUGUUCCUGAGCUGAGGAUGGAGGCAGAGGAGAGGCACAAUGCUGCUUAUGAAGUGCACCACCAGAAACUGGUUUUCUUCGCCGAGGACGUCAGCUCUAACAAGGGUGCUAUUAUUGGCCUGAUGGUAGGAGGUGUUGUCAUAGCAACCGUCAUUGUCAUCACCCUGGUAAUGCUGCGAAAGAAGCAAUACACUUCCAUCCACCACGGUGUGAUCGAGGUGGAUGCCGCCAUCACUCCAGAAGAGCGCCAUCUUUCUAAGAUGCAGCAGAACGGCUAUGAGAAUCCAACCUAUAAGUUCUUUGAGCAGAUAAACUAAUGAUCCAUGUGCUAGGCUGUAGUCCCCUAACCCCUUCCUCUUUACCCCACUCUGGACAGUGUAGGGAAGGACUCACUCCCUGUAGUACAUAUGUUGUGGUGCCAUAAGCACGGUCACUUGUGAUUGGUUAAUUGUCAAAUGGCUGCAUUUAAACCGGUCAAACCUCUUUAUUUAUAAAUGUUUUUGAAGAUUCCCUUAAGAACUGAUUCAGAGUCAGGUGUCUGGGUUUGUUUGGGUUUUUUUUUCUUGAUUAGAACGAAACUCUGCUGAUCUCAGAUACGUGUUUACGGAUUUUACGCGAGUGUCCCCCACACUGUCCAUUCCCACACUACUUUAACUGCUGAACACUGGGAUAUAACUGAUUUAGUGUUAAAGACACUUCCUCGUUUUCUUUCUUCUUCACUUCCUGUCCUUAUCCCAUUGUGUGCGUUGAUGACAGCUGUGCUGUGUUGGAUUAAAAUGGAUUCAAAUCAUGACGAUAAGAUUAUAGUGAUAACUCAAUGUACUCCUGAAUGAACUCUUACUUUUAAGAUUUUUUUUCCAAGAAAAAAAAAGAAAAAUCAUGGAUAAAGAGAAUUUUUUUUUUUCCUUUACUUGCGUCUAAUGUAUUGCCGUAAUGCAGGAAAAAAAAACAUAGCUGUACCUAUUUAGUGCAUGAUAAAAAAUGAAGAAAAUCUGUUGUCUGAAUGGGUCCUUUCUCAUGUAGAGAUCAUUUUAGCAGGGUUUCCACAUUUACUAUCUUCUCAUGAACAUAACUUCAAUUUCACUAAUGAGCAACAACGGUAGUCAUAUCGGCUUUCUGCUUUCAUUUUAUGCAGACAUGAUUUACAAGAACCGUGAUUUUGUUUUUCGUUUACCGUAAUUUUUUACUUCGAGUUCCUCCGGCUACUGGGGGCUGGAAAAAUCAGUGUGUAUAUUUCCAUCUUGAUGUGUUUUCAUCCUAUGCAUUUCGGAGAUAUAUUUUCUCUUUAUCUCUCUCUGUUUCCGCACUAUUUAAUUUCAGUUUCCGUUUGGAUUCACAUGGUUGGAUGUGUUUUGUAAAGGGGUUUGAGAAUCUAGGGUGUUUAGGGUCGGGGCGGUAGGGAUUCACUGUACGUGUUUGUAUGUUCCCUUCAGUGACGUUUGUGUUUUUGUACAAUCCCAUGUGAAGUAAAACAAAAAAAAAAAAACCUUGCUUCCUUUUAGCCUCUAGUUUCCUUGAACACAGUCGCACCAAAGAGGCUUCUUUAUUUCUCUCAUGUCUCAUCUCUUACUUAGCCGCUGCAGUGCAGAACUGGGUGUGAUUUACACUGAAACAAGUGAAAGACAUGCAGGAUGGACGGAAAUGAGAAAACCAUAAGAAAAAAUUAUUUUAUGUCUCCUGGAUAGACAGUCCAGCCUCUUUCCUGGCUGUGUGAUAUGCUUAUUAGAGGUCGCCAGAUCGGAUCAAUGCUAGCCAGUUAUUUUCACUAGGGUAUGAAUUGCUGAACAGAACACAGAAGGAUACUGGGUAGACCUGGCAACCAAGGUAAAACAACACUGGUAUAAAUGGGGGAAACAGUGCGUUUAUAUCUACAUCAUUUAUUUCCAUGAUUUAAGGGGGCAAGUAGGUUAAUUAAUAUAAAAAGUGAUCUUGUAGCAGUGGCUAAUUGCUAAGAUUUUCAGGUUAUGGAUUAAAGUGAGCAGAUUUUUGUUUUCAGUGAUGGGUCUUUGCACUGUAAGUAAUCCUCUCGGUCUGAAACCUGUCACUCGGCUGUUCUGAUGAAUGUGACACAGACUACACUGCCCAGCUACCAUGUGUUAAAACAUCUGCACUGCUGUGAUGAGUGUCUUUAAACAAACAGAAUGUGUUCAACUGAAACACGGUGUUCUCGUAAACAUUGUGAUUUCUGGAGAUUUUUUUUUCCCGUAUCAGUUUGAGCUGGCUGCAUAAUCCUAAAAAAAAGAUGUAAAUAACUGAUAUCAUUGGUUAAAUAGAUAAAGCAAGUGUGGCUUCAGUUUUCUGACUGAGGCUUAGGAAGGCAUUAGGGAUGCAGUUGUGGAUACAGAAAGCAGGAUUCAUUUUCUUUCUGUGACUUUUCUUUCCUCUGUGUAAGUGUAUGAAACAUUUGCUUUGACUGGAAACACUAUGCUUUAUACACUGUAUUCCAUAAAUAAAGUUUUGAAUGUACAUACCAAGA
Messenger RNA from Ictalurus furcatus (blue catfish), 4603 nucleotides. It is a transcript of the gene appa, whose product is annotated as amyloid beta (A4) precursor protein a. Gene Ontology annotation, cellular component: early endosome; membrane raft; cell surface. Lineage: Eukaryota; Metazoa; Chordata; Actinopteri; Siluriformes; Ictaluridae. The record is from RefSeq and is a predicted model, not a curated record. The transcript has 17 exons. The coding region runs from base 168 to 2444 and encodes 758 amino acids. Gene Ontology annotation, molecular function: signaling receptor binding; transition metal ion binding; heparin binding. Gene Ontology annotation, biological process: axonogenesis; central nervous system development.